CCAUCCCCCCCCCCGACCGAGCGAGGGAGGGGGUUUUGCCCGCCCAGCCCCCGCGUGGGACGAGGGGACUCGCCGCCCGGCCCCGCUCUCAGGGUGUGUCCCGGGGCGGAGGCUGGACGUCGGCAGGAGCGUCUCCUUCUCCCGCUGCGGCCCGCCCAGGGCUUCCCUCGGCUGGGAGGAGUCCGGCUGGUUCCUGCCCAUGGAGCCGCUCCGGAGCUGAGCACCGGGAGCAGAGCCGCCGCCGCCGCCUGCCCCCCCAGCCCCCCUUUGACUUGCAAACCUCCCUGGGGGGUGAGCUGGGAUCCCCCCCGCGAGCAUCCAGCCCCUGUCCGCCAUGGGCGAUGUUAUCUCCACUCACCUGGACGAGAGCCGGCGCCACUACAUCUCAGAGAAAACCGGGAAGGUGCUGGGGGAAUUCUGCCAGUUUUACGAGGAACAGUAUGGAGUCGCGCUCUUCAACAGCGUCCGGUAUGAAAUCGAGGGCAAUGGAGGGCCGCAGUCCCAGCUGCUCCACCGCAAGGUGCCUCUGGAGGACCGCGUCAUCAUCUCGGGGAACCUCUUCCAGUACGUGGAGGAAAACAAGAAGUGGCGAAACCGCUUCAGCGUCGUGCCACACAACUACGGCCUAGUGCUAUACGAGAACAAACUGGCCUAUGACAGAGGGAUUCAGCCUCGAAUAGUCCUCAACAGCGCCGGCUACAAAAUCCUCACCUCGCUGGACCAGUAUCUUGAGCUUGUCAAUAGCAGUUUACCAGGGACAGCCCCCAAAUCCGGCAAUGCCCCGAUCCUCAAGUGCCCCACCCAGUUUCCUCUCAUCCUUUGGCACCCGUACUCCCGUCACUACUACUUCUGCGUGAUGACCGGGAAGGAGCAGGACAAAUGGCGAGCGGUGUUCCAGGACUGCGUGCGUCACUGCAACAAUGGGAUCCCAGAGGACUCCAAGGUGGAGGCCCCAGCCUUUACGGAUGCCGUCCGCAUGUACCGGCAGUCGAAGGAGCAGUACGGCACCUGGGACAUGCUCUGUGGCAACGAGGUCCAGGUCUUGAGCAAUCUGGUGAUGGAGGAACUGGUCCCAGAACUGAAAACCAUGAUCGGCCCCAAGCUGAAGGGCAAGGCCCAGGAGAGGCAGAGAGUCUGGAUACAGAUCUCGGAUGCUGUCUACAGGCUCGCCUAUGACCAGAUAAAGGCGCACUAUGAUGCGGUGGUGACAAAAUGUGAGCUGGAGCGUCCCAGAAUGGAGAGCACCAUUCGCACGGACAUGGACCAGAUCAUCACAUCAAAGGAACACUUAGCCAGCAAAAUCCGAGCCUUUGUGCUGCCCAAAGCAGAGAUCUGUGUCCGAAACCAUGUGCAGCCCUAUAUCCCUUCCAUCCUGGAGGCGCUGAUGAUUCCCACAAGCCAGGGUUUUGCCGAAGUCCGGGAAGUGUUCUUCAAGGAGGUCACGGACAUGAACAUGAACGUAAUCAACGAGAGCGGGAUGGAGAAGCUGGGAGAGUACAUGGAAAAGCUCUCCCAGCUGGCCUUCCACCCUGUCAAGAUGCAGUCCUGCUAUGAGAAGAUGGACCAGCUGAAACUGGAGGGGCUUCAACAGAGAUUUGACGUCUCCAGUGCCUCCGUGUUCAAGCAGAGGGCCCAGAUCCUCAUGAGACAGCAAAUGGACGAUGCCGUUCACACGUUCGGGACGCUCCUGCACCAGGAGCUGGCGAAGAUGCUGGGCAAAGAGGAGCUGUGCAAGUCAAUCCAGCGGAUCCUCGAACGGGUGCUGAAGAAAUACGACUACGACAGCAGCACCGUGCGCAAGAAGUUCUUCAGGGAAGCCCUGCUCCAGAUCACCAUCCCCUUCCUGCUGAAGAAGCUGGCGCCAACCUGCAAGGCGGAGUUACCAAAGUUCCAGGAACUGAUCUUCGAGGACUUCGACAGCUUCAUCCUGGUGGAGAACACGUACGAGGAGGUCGUGCUGCAGUCGGUCAUGAAGGACAUCAUGCAGGCUGUGAAGGAGGCAGCGGUGCAGAGGAAGCACAACCUGUACCGGGACAGCAUGGUCAUGCACAACAGCGACCCCAACCUGCACCUGCUGGGCGAGGGCCUGCCCAUCGACUGGGGAGAGGAGUUCAGCAGCCAGCCGGACUCGGACCCAUCUGCCGAGAAGCGCCGCAGAGCCAGGCAGGUGGUGUCGGUCCUCCACGACGACGAGGGAGCCCUGCCCUACGAGGCCGGGGCGGAGGUGCUGAUGCACCAGGUCUCCCAGGAAGAGCCUGGGUCGGAGGAGCUGGAGGCCUGCCCUGCCCUUGUUUCACCGGGUUCUCCUGACAGCGUGCAGGGGAUCCGGGGGAUGCUGGUGAAGGAGUUCUCUGUGGAGACCCCGGUCCCGGCAAGAGAGGAGGCAAAGGAACCGCUGACGAAUGGUACGAUAGUCCAGCAGAGCGGCAGCUCUGAGGAGCGCAGGGUGGAGCGAGCUGCCCAGAAGGCCGAGGAAGGCCCUGGCUCCUUGGAACACUCCGCCCAGCAUGACGCCGGCUCCCCAGGCCUAGCGAACCCGGGGGUGGAGGAGCAGGAAGCCAAGCCAGCUGUGCCCGCCGCUCCAGCCCAGCCGCCUGCCCUGACAGCUGCCUCGUUGCUCGCUGAGGGGGGAGCUGAAGUGAACCGCCACAAACCCAACGACAAGGAGACGGGGGAAAAGGUGUCCACCCAGGCCCAUGCGGAGAAGGUGGAGCCUGGCCAGCCGGCCACCGGGACCAGCGCGGGGACCACCAGGAACAGCACGGGGACCAGCGAGGGGACCACCGAGAACAGCGAGGGGACCACCGAGAACAGCGAGGGGACCACCGAGAACAGCGAGGGGACCACCGAGAACAGCACGGGGACCAGCGCGGGGACCACCGAGAACAGCGAGGGGACCACUGAGAACAGCGAGGGGGUGCAGACUCAGUUCUAGGUCAGCCCCCCCCCGGUCGAGAUCCCUGUGUACACGGUGUGCCAAAGGUGGACUGGAGUCAGUGACACCAGGGGGGCUCGUAGGCUGGGCCAGUCGCUGGCACUGGUAGCUGUUACAUUCCCAGUUUCUGAAGCAGACUCGGCUUCGGACACCAGCGUCCCAGGGAAGGGGGUGGGGGGAGCCACCGAGGUGUAAGAUCUCCUAAACUGCACACCCACUUAGAGGGGAGCUGUGUGCUGGCCAGAACCAAGCCGCCAUGCUGGCCAAGCCAUUGCCCCUCCUCCCAGGACUCUGGCUCGGUAUAGGAUACCCGCACACGCACACCUUGCUCCGUCUUCCUUUGUUGUUUUCCCUUUGUUGAAGAGACACUUUACUGCAUUACUCAGCUAACAAGAGUGUGACUGUGGGAAUGCCUGGGGUUUCCCGUAGGCAGGAGCUCCCCAGGACAUCUGCACAGAGUAUGCCAGCGGGCACCUGAUGCCCUGGGGGGGUGGUUGUAGGGAUUCCCCUUCCCCUUCCAACAAUCCAGCCCUUCCUUUCGUCUGAUACUUCUCAUUCCAACCAAAGAGGUCAAUGAUUCACGCCACGCUUCUUUCUCAAGCACGGUGGCUGCAGUCAGAGGCCACCUGCCGGUAUCCAUCAUUUCUCCUCCGAACGAGCCUGCGCGCAAGAGCCCGGCUGAGAUAGAAUGUGCACUCCCCCCCUCUGCCCUUGCGAAUGCUGACACUGCCCCCCCGGAGAGAUGCACCUCUCCCCCAAGCCACAUGGCCAAUGGGAUGCCCCUUGUCUGCUACGAAGUACUGUUCAAGCCAGCGCCAUGACUUUAACGUGUCUUGCCGCACGCUCUGGCAGAGGGAGGGUUCAAUGAGUCACAAGCGAACUGCAAUCUGUCUUUUCUGAUUGGCCCCUAAAGAAGGAGCGUCAACGGCGGAGGAUGGGGCUGUUGCUUGCCUAGUUUCUGGCCGCAUUAGUGCAUCGCUGAAGAAUAAAUAGAACUAGCUGGUGUGGGUAAUUCAGGGCAGCGCCUGAACUCUGUUGCUCCGGGCCUUCCUCGCAUGGGCUGGUCUGACUGUGGGUUCCCCUGAUGGCUCCAAAGAUUGUCCACUUGCAGGGUCAGUGGUGGGAUGGAAGGAGCCACAAAUACCUCUCCGCUAUCACCAUCUCCUCCACGUCCCUCCUCCCCUGUUAUACACACAGGUUAGGACUGCGAUGUAAACUUGAGAGUUCAUCCCCGGGCUUGCGGGAGAGAACUGGUGGCCGUGGAAAGAGACGACAAGGAUCGUUGGUCAUGCGUAGAUUGAGCUGUAAAUGACUUACGCUGUCCAGUGCCAUUCUGCUCCUGGGAGUCUUUAGUGGAUGCUUGAUUCCCUUGUUCAGUUAAAAACAGCUAUUGUGAUACAUCUCUGAAGCUUUAGAACCAGCCAUGUAUUUUUCUUUCCUCCCCUUGCUUCUGGUAUGUGGUUUCUCCAAAGCCCCGGUGAGAGGUGGCCCCACCACUCAUCCCUUUCCUUGCAAGUCCCCUGUAGCCUUGAACCUACCAAAGAUGGUCCCCGACAAGCUUAGCUGAUUUGUUUACAAAUGCUAAUGGCCACAUGAAUGUUGUUGAUGGAUGUUCUCCUUCCCUUUCCUUAAAAUGUGGAGGGGGGGUAAGGGGAGAGAGCGGAAACCUCCUUGGAAGGCCAGGGUAGGUGAAAUAGUGUUUUCGGAAGCUUUUCAGGCAGGAAUGGAGAGGAAGUUGGCUUUGCAGGGAGAGAAUUAAAGGUCCCAGAGAAGGCCAGAAAUCUAGGUGCAUGGUUCAGAGGGAGAGAUCUCCCAUUGCACCGGAGAGGAGGCUGCAGGCUGGCAGGGAGGAGGCUUCAGCCUCUGACGUUGUAGGACUCUGGCCGGUUGCUAAUCGGCGAUUCCCACCUGCACGUGAUGGUGUGUUUAGGGCUCUUAUUCUCAUUGGGCUUGCUUUUGGGGAGUGCUGAGUAGCUCCUGGGUAGGAGGUGGCUUGGGGUGAGCUGGGCUGUUGUUGUUGAAAACCUCCUAAUAGUAGUGAGAGAAACAAGUGCCUUAAUGGCGAAAGGGGUCUUGAUACAACUAUGCUCAGCUCUUGGCAAUCACCAACCCAAUCGGGAAUUUCAUUGCACUGAGGGUGGACUGGCCUGGGAUACUUUUCCUGUCCCAGGAGAUGUGGCUUAGGUAGGAGAGAGACACCUGCUCCUGCGGAGGGAAAGGAUGCAAUUUGUCUGCAUGCCUUCCCUCCCCCACCCCCCUCAGCCAGUCAGGAAAAUCUCUAAAUAUGGGGGGGGUCUCGCUUUCAUUUUCCCACUGGGUCCCUAGUUAGUCUCUUCCCCUCCCCCACAUCCAACUCUUCUGAAAGAGCUCUGCUGAGAUUACAUGCUCUUUCCAGCACACAGAACAUGCUGGGAAUAAAUUUCCCCUGUUCCUUUCUGAGUUUGUGCUACCCCAGGAUGCCAGCUAAAUCCACCCUGACCCCCUGGAGGUAUUUGACUUUGCUGGGACAUGACAAAAGGAUCUCUUACUGGUGCCCAGCGUGAAGCCUGUGCCUUGUGGUGGGCUUAGCUCUUGGUGCAUUGCAAGGGUUAAGUUCUCCUGGAAACACCUGUCAGGGUGGGAGGGGAGGAGAGAUAGGAGGUCACUGGCUCUGUCUGCCCCCACUGGGCUUUGGGGCUUGUGCAAACAAGAUAAACUUCUGGGAUGAGGUCACCUUAAAGCAAAAGCGUAGCUGUGGAAUGCCAGCCCCUCAGAGACUGUUACGUGGAUUCUAUUGUCCUUGCACCAAGAGUGAAGGAGAGGGGAGCCCUGUAGUUUUUCUGUCAAAGCAAGACCGGUGGAAGCACGCACUGGAAUCCAGCUCCAGCCCUGCUCUGGCCAAGCUCCUAGAAAGGCUCCAAUGGAGUUAGCCAGGGUCUGUCAGCGGAGAUGGUCAAAUGACAACUCUGUGUGAGCACAACCCAACUCGCCAGACGUCUGCUCUCCGUGGUGCCCUUUUCAGGAGGUCGGGGUGUGAGGAAAGCAGAAAUGUUCCCUGGCCAAACACAGGGGAUGGCCGAGGCUGCUGAAGUGGGUUUCUCCAGAUCUCUCUCCGGCAUCUCGGAUACAGUCCAAGUACGAUUGUAUUGAGUCAGACCUCCAGCCAGGAACUCAGCUGAACACUAGGGGUGGUAUAUAACCCAAUACGCAAUGGGACAUCCAUGCCUCUCACAGGUGACCUGUGUCUCAGACUUCCAUUAACGCUAAGGGGAACUGGGGACAUGUAGCUAGCUGGGGAAUAGACUCAGCAGACACACAAGUUGCAUGCAGGUGAUGUGACGUUUAAAACAUGAGGUACAGUUGAAACACCUGGUGUAAAGUCUCAUGAAUGAGCUGCUUAGACCUUCAAUGCAGAAGAUGGACCAGGAGCCCAGUCUUCAAAUCCUGUCCUCUGCUACAGAUACAUUCCAACUUUCAUGUGUAUUUUAAUGCCAUUUUUUCUAUUUUUAAAUGGGUGGUGUCCAGUCUAAACCACUUGGGACCUCCCAAAGUGCCUUGCCUUGGGAAUCAAAACCUGCCUCUUCCCAGAUAUUUUAUUGAGAAUGUUAUACAAAUGUUUAAAAUAUGCUUCUAAGAAUAAAUAAAACCCAGCUUUAUUUAAAGCUA
This is a messenger RNA of Mauremys reevesii (Reeves's turtle), 6580 nucleotides long. It is a transcript of the gene NIBAN2, whose product is annotated as niban apoptosis regulator 2. The transcript has 14 exons. Lineage: Eukaryota; Metazoa; Chordata; Testudines; Geoemydidae. The record is from RefSeq and is a predicted model, not a curated record. The coding region runs from base 335 to 2935 and encodes 866 amino acids.